UGCCAAAUUAAAAUUAUACUGUAACUGGGAUUUGUUCCUUAAAUAUAUGUUACAAUUUUCUGAGUUUAAUGCAUUAUAUAAUGAAUAAUUUAUAAGAUACAAGAAUCUGGUAGCGUGUGACUUGAAGGUCAGAGCAUUGCUAGGAGUGUUGCAUGACAUGAUAUGGAUCAGUUGUGAGGUUGCUAUGGCGCCUUUAUGCCACAAACAGGUACAUUAUUGAUUAUGUCACGUUGGUUUAAAUACACCUAUGAGAGGGGAAAGCUGUAGUCAUGCCACAUUAACCUAUAUUCAUUAGUGAGAGUCAACAUCAUCAUCUGAGGUAGUGCUCCUCUGAAGCUGGAGAGACGUUGGACAUAGGUGCCUUUAAAUUACAUUUAGUUUGUUCCAUGUAACGUAUUGUGACAUGUUGCAUUAUGGUGAUUUGUACAUAGUAAAGAAGUGAUAUGUUAAAUUUAUGCUGUUAAUCGUGGACCUCUCAGUCAGUAUGGGUCAGGCGAAGGAGCGUAAGUGCCGUGAACCUGAUUGGCUGCGUGACCUGGAAGCCCGACUGUGUUCAGUCAUUGUUGUAAUCAGCUUCACAAUUGCUAUAAUUUCUUUAGGUUUAUUCACUGAUUCAGCAAUAUUAUCUUUGUCUGUCGAAUUUACACCAGCCAUUUGUAGGACCACCAAUGUGAAACAUUUGAAUGGUAGUACAAAUUGUCUGUGGACAUCUUGCCGUCAAAGCUGCACAGCGACUGUUUACAAUUGUUCACAGAUUUAUGUGAACUACAUGCUUAAUGAUACAAAUGUGAAUGACACAUUCAUUUCUGUGGCUGAUAACAGUACGUACCCAUCAUGGAGUCUGGAAGACAGCAGCAGUCUGUAUGUGGACAUGUUGAGUGACAUGGAAACAAAUUCCAGUUCAGUGAACAGUUCUUUGCCGUUAUAUGUAAAUGUGAAUGGAUGUGGCUACGAACCUGAAGUUUCAUGCCAUAAUUUCUAUCAGCAGUAUGGUAAUGCUGGAAUUUCAUUUAAUUGUGAAGUCAGCUUCAGUGUGGACCCACCAAUAGUCAUCCCAGAUUCACCACUCAACAUUGACACAGAUAAAACUGCACUGAUUAAUUACCUGGUCUUAUCCUUAAUGCCACUGGUUUUCUUUUUUGUUUGCUCUCUAUAUAUUUAUUGGCGGAAGUUGUUCAAACCAAAACCAAAGAAAGAUUUACGUCGAUGUGUGAAAAAGAAAAGAGUCGAGAGAUCUGGAAAAUUUUUUGAAAGUAAAGUAAAAGAAAUGAAUACGUUGGAAGAAGCCAAGACGUCAGACUCCCCAGCAGAACUGCUGAGUGUCAGAUCUGUUGAGAGUCAAGUGAACAGUAAACAAGAAGCGCCUAAACAGGCCUGCCCAUCCUUCAUCAACGUUCCAGUGUCAACCUCUACAGCAGUGAAUGUCAGCUUUGCAGACUGGGAACAGUUCUUGUAAUGCACACAUUAAGUAAAGUUGCUUGCCGAAAUAUGAUGAAAUUUGUUAUGGAGGACUUCUCAAAAAGUUGUUACAGAAACACAACUUUAGUCUAUUGUUCCAGUGAACCCCCUGCUGCUGUAUGUAUUGGUAAUGUUUAUCGUGUUAGAGAACAAUCACUCUCUCACUCAGUAGCCACUUAAUAGCUUGAUGUCAGCUUGUUCUCAUCCACUGCUAUUUCACUGUGUGCAACUGUGCUGUCUUUUUCUUGCUUCUUGUGCUGCCAGAAGUGAGCUAAUUCUUUUUAAUUCUCUUAGUGAGGAGUGGAGUCCAACUGGAUCCACUCGGCACGAUGACCACUGAUUGG
Messenger RNA from Cryptotermes secundus, 1802 nucleotides. RefSeq lists its product as uncharacterized. Gene Ontology annotation, molecular function: sodium channel regulator activity. The coding region runs from base 455 to 1456 and encodes 333 amino acids. Gene Ontology annotation, biological process: regulation of sodium ion transport. The record is from RefSeq and is a predicted model, not a curated record. NCBI's taxonomy places the organism in Eukaryota, Metazoa, Arthropoda, Insecta, Blattodea, Kalotermitidae. The transcript is spliced from 2 exons.